Conger conger (European conger) is the source of this 1663-nucleotide messenger RNA. It is a transcript of the gene tmem38a, whose product is annotated as transmembrane protein 38A. The transcript is spliced from 6 exons. Gene Ontology annotation, cellular component: membrane. Gene Ontology annotation, biological process: potassium ion transmembrane transport. The record is from RefSeq and is a predicted model, not a curated record. NCBI's taxonomy places the organism in Eukaryota, Metazoa, Chordata, Actinopteri, Anguilliformes, Congridae. Bases 163 to 1047 code for a protein of 294 amino acids. Gene Ontology annotation, molecular function: potassium channel activity; identical protein binding.
CAGUUUAUUUGGCUGUGCGGAUGAGGUGUAUUUAUAGGAAGCCUUGAGUGGAAGCGCUUUUACUCGUGGAGACUCGGGGCUUCGCGGCGGGACGCUGGACUAGGGGACAUUCGAUCAAAAUAGUGGCUCUAUAUAUGCGGUAGUGAGAAUAAUCGUAAAAACAUGGACGUGUUGGGAGUUCUAAAUUUGGGCGAAAUCGCCCAAUAUUUCUCAAAAAUGGCAAUGUUUCCUGUUUUUGACGUUGCUUAUUACAUCGUGUCCAUACUGUACCUCAAGUAUGAACCAGGGUCCGUGGAGGUCUCCCGCAGGAGUCCCGUGGCUUCCUGGCUCUGUGCCAUGCUCUACUGCUUUGGGAGCUACAUCCUAGCGGACGUCAUGCUUGGCGCUUCUCCCAUUGACUAUUUCCACAACAACAGCCACGUCCUUCUGGCCACAGCUGUCUGGUACCUCGUCUUCUACUGCCCACUCAACCUGUUCUACAAAUGCGUGGCCUUCAUGCCAGUGAAGCUGGUGCUGGUGGCUCUGAAGGAGGUAGUCCGCACCCGUAAGAUCGCCGCCGGGGUGCACCACGCCCAUCACGCCUACCACCAUGGCUGGUUCAUCAUGGUCAUCACCGGUUACGUUAAAGGCUCCGGAGUGGCCCUGAUCUCCAACUUUGAGCAGCUGCUGCGUGGGGUCUGGAAACCCGACAGCAACGAGAUCCUGAACAUGUCGUUCCCGACUAAAGCCAGUCUGUACGGAGCCAUUUUGUUCACCCUCCAAGAAACGCACUGGCUGCCCAUCUCCAAGAGCCUCCUCAUCUGCCUCUUCACUCUGUUCAUGGUCACCUCCAAGGUGUUCAUGACCGCCCGUCACUCCCACGGCUCGCCCUUCGCCCUGGUGGAGUCCUGGGUGUGCCACCUGCUGUUCCACUCCCCGCUCGGCUGUGACGACUCCCACGACCACCACCACCACCCCGCGGCCGCCGCGCCCGCCGCGUCUCCCGCCAAGACCAAGGAGGAGCUGAACGAGGGCACCCGCAAGAGGAAGUCCAAGAAGGCGGAGUAGACGACGCCGUCCCCGCCGACGGAUCGACGGAAGGGUCCUCACCUGGCCUGGCAUGAACGACAACCGCAAACUACGCACGGCAACCAAUCCAAUAACCCUCCUAGAGAUCCGGCCGACUGAACUGAAACGUGUCGCAUUUUCGCGAGAGCGAGCGGACUUUCCCGUCCCUACACAGAGGGAGGAGGUUUUGCUUUCAUUUUGAGCAAGCGGUGCUUUUUCAUCAAUAUACAAUAUUAAAAAUGCUGUAAAUAGCUCACCAGCAUCUCACUGGAUGAGUGGGUGUUCGAGCAGAAUGAGAGUGACGCGUCGAUUCCUAUUUAUUUAUUUAUGUAUUCAUUUACAUAAUGGCCUCCUUGAGUUCAACAACACGCGGUGGUCACUGUACAUCUGUUUGGUUUGCUCAGCUUCUGUAAUUCAGUUCACUGCCGACAAGUCUUCUUUUGGACAAUUAUAAAUGAGUAUUUAAGUAUAGAACCCAGCUGAAAGGAACACCAUUAAUGGACAAAAGCACAAGGCCAGAGUCGCCAGCCUCUAGACUGUGUGUGGAAGCUUCUAGAGAACAUGAAGAUGAGGUCACAUGUAUAUCCUAAAAAGACAAUAAACUCAUUGCCUUGGA